Molecule: messenger RNA, 2157 nt
Organism: Triticum turgidum subsp. durum (durum wheat)
Lineage: Eukaryota; Viridiplantae; Streptophyta; Magnoliopsida; Poales; Poaceae
Source: the annotation of a GenBank genome assembly
AUGUUCAACUUCCCGGUGAUCUCCUACACCAUCGGCCUGAUGCAGUCGUCGUCCAUCCGGAACGAGCUCUUCGUCGUGUGGGCCUGCUUCCUCCUCCUCCUCCUCGGCAGCGCUGACACCAUGACGGCGUUUAGCUUCAACGACAGCAGCCAGCAGACAAGAUCCAUGAUGAACCAGGCCCUGCACGUCGUCUACCUGCUGUUUCUCAUACUCUACUACAAAGGUCAGCUCCGUGGCAGCUUCCUCAUCAGUUUGUUUCUGCUCUGGGGCUUAAGUGUUGUAAGGCUAGGCCUGAGGGGUAAGGCCUACCGGUCAACGUGCCGGUCCCGUGGGCUCAUCAGGGAAAACCAAGUCGUGUUCGAGUACAUGAAGUAUGAACCACUGAACAGUGCUGGUAUCCAAGGUGGUACCUGCAAUGCAGAAACCAUGGAGGGGUACAUCUACCUUGUGGACGGCAAGGAAGUGAAGGAGGUGCAGGAUGGGGAAGAGGUCAUACGCGUGGCUUACCGCGUGCCGGAAACAGUGGUGGACGUCCCCGGAACGGAGACGGUGGGCGUCGCGGGAGCCGAAACCGAAACGGGGCCCGUUGCCAGAUUAAGGGUGGAUGCCGAAAAAACGGUAGACAUCGCAAGAAUCUGGCAAUGCAAAGGGAAGUUACUGCAAUGUACUAGCAGCAGCGAUCAAGGCGCUUCGAGGUGGAGGGACUUGUGCCUCUCCUUUGCUCUCUUCAGGAUUCUCAGGCUAAGGUUUGCAGCUGAUCAUGUUGGCUCUAUAAGCUUCCCCUUUCAGGAGGACAAGUGUCGAGAUUUCGUUGUCAAAGGGCUCCUCUCGGAUGAUAAAGAUCUCGACAGAGCAUUCCGGGUAGUCGAGGCAGAGCUCGGCUUCCUCUUUGAUUUCUUUUAUGCUCGGUACCCGUCCAUCAAAGACACCCUAGCUCCCGAUUUGAUAGUGUAUGCUGCGAUCCUUGCAACCAGCAUAUUUACUCUCUUCUCCCCGGACCUCCUCAAGUACCAGCCUACAGGGGUCAAUGCAAACAUCUUUAUCCAUGGCUUCAAUCUUGAUCUUCUCGUCACUCGUUUGGUCAUCGUGUGGUACAUACUUCUUGAGUCAUACCAGUUCCUUUCUUUGUUCAUCUUCUCCGACUGGCACAAGGUGAAGAUGCUGUGCCGGUAUGUGCGGAAGGAGUCAUGGCAUAAGGCUCUCAUUGAGAUCCCACUCAAGGUCCUCUGCUAUUUCACCUUCUCAAAGUACUGGAAGGGAAGCAUCGGUCAGUACUUCAUCCUCGACAACGCCCAUCCUCACCCGGUCAAGUCCUUCCUAUCAUGGAUAUCACUCGAGGCCCUGGACUCAUCACUGAUGACUAAAUCCAUCAGCUUGCCACUGGAAGUGAGGGAAGCUGUCCUCCGCCAACUCAAGGCCAUCGAGGGCAACAUCACUGACGGAAGGUUGUGGCUAUAUGGGAAGGGUAUCGUCGACCUGGAUCUUGAUCGCGAGUGCUUGCUUGGCCACACGUAUGCCCGCUACAUCAUGACAUGGCACAUAGCCACAAGCAUCUGCAGCUACGGCCUAAACUUGCCGAGCAAGGACAAUGGCAGCAAAGAGGUGGCAGAGCUCACCAGCGAAGAGGCGGCAGAGCUCGUCAAGAACCAUGCGCUCGCCACUAAGCUGUCCGGGUACUGUGCAUAUCUGAUGGCCUUCAAACCGGAUCUGGUUCCGGGCAGCACUUACACGAGCUUGUCAAUGGCCCGCGGCACGCUGCACAACGCCCGUAAGUACCUUGCCGGGUGCAAGUCCAACGAGGAGAAGUACCUUAAACUGAUCGAGUUAGGGAGCUCAGGUUCCACAGACCACGAUGUCCGCUUUCUGUCCGAGGGGGCAAGGAUCGCUGCUUACCUCGUUGACAGCCGCAGGAUUGCAAACAACAAGGAACGAUGGAGGGUGCUCGCCACCUUCUGGGCGAACAUGAUGCUGUGGAUCGGCUCAUCGGACAGAGCAGAGGCACAUGCCACCAGGAUGGCAACCGGCGGGGAGUUCAUAACACUCAUAUGGGCUCUGCUCACACAUGCCCACGUAGUAGACAAGCUUCAGGAGGAUGGUGGUGCCCCAGGAUUGCAUAUGCAGGAGCUUCCUCCUCAAACAGGGGCGCAGGGCUCCUGA